Messenger RNA from Peronospora matthiolae, 2499 nucleotides. The record is from the annotation of a GenBank genome assembly. NCBI's taxonomy places the organism in Eukaryota, Oomycota, Peronosporomycetes, Peronosporales, Peronosporaceae.
AUGGAACAAGUCUUGAUCGGUGGCAGCAGAUACUUACUGCUUGUGGUUGAUGAAGCCAGCGGUUGCAUGAAGGGCUUCUGUCUGCGGUCCAAGUCUGAGAGUGAAGACUGUAUCAAGAACCACAUUAUCAAGAUUCAAACUCAGUUCGGCACGAAGAUCAAGUUUGUUCGGCACGAUGGAGCGCAUGAGUUUGCGACCAGCUCCAUCAAGACCUUCUACGAAGAUCAUGGUAUCGAACAACAGAUCACGGUGCCGUAUGCACACCAGACCAACGGCACCGCAGAACGAGCGAUAAGGACCAUCGUCACGAUCGGACGCAGCUUGUUGCAUCAUGCAAAACUGGAGAAGUGUUUCUGGGCUGAAGCGGCAAUGACGGCGAUCUACAUCAAGAACCGCCUGCCUUCACCCAAGAUCGACCACAAGACUCCGUUCGAAAUCGUGUACAAGUCGAAACCAAGUGUCAACCACAUGCGCGUGUUUGGAUGUCGGGCGUUUAUCCUGACACCAAGGGAGAAGCGAUUGAAGUGGGACCCGAAGGCUCGUGAAGAGAUAUUCAUGGGCUACGAAGAAGCUUCAAAAGCUUAUCGAGUGUACGACAUUGAGGCGGGCCAAGUGGUGAUCAGUCGUGACAUCACCUUCGACGAAUCGACUUUUGACUUUUCAAUGGACCGACCAAGUGACGAUGAUGAAGAUGUGAAGUUGGACCUCGACCUCCUCGCGAUCAACGAGGACGACGUGCGUCAAACCGUCUACAAGCAGACUGGCAAGCGCAAGAGUGAAGCAAGACCCGGCAUGUCACGUUCAGCUCGCCCUCGAACUGGGUUGGAACAAGCAAGUGCGCCGGAACACGUCUCCAACCGUCACCAGAAACGACGAUCAAGUGCUCCAGAAACGAUGUCUGAUGACGAAGAAGAUGCAAGCGUCUACGAUCAAGAUGACGACUCGACGCCUCCAACAUUUUGGCGUGCAAGUGCAAACGCAGUGGAAGCAAUGGACCUAGCAGAACCUGUGACUUUUCAAGACGCGAUAAAUGGUCCUGAUCAAGCUCACUGGAGAAACGCUGUGAAGGCGGAACUCAAGUCGAUGCAUCUUCGUGGAGUUUUCCGUGCGGCAAAACUGCCAAGAGGCCAAGGCGCGAUCGGCACCAAGUGGGUGUUCAAGAUCAAGCGCAAAGCGGAUGGAUCGGUCGAGAAAUACAAGGCGCGUCUCGUUGCCAAGGGCUUCAAGCAGAAGUAUGGCAUCGACUACACAGAGACGUUCUCGCCCGUGGUCAAGUACGUGACACUGCGUAUGGUGAUCGCGAUCACCAAGUAUUUCGACUGGCCACUGGACCAACUCGAUGUGGUGACAGCCUUUCUCUACGGAGUGAUGAAGGAGAAGGUGUACUGCGUGAUACCAGAAGGCGUCGAGAUGGAUGGCGACUUCGACUGUCUCGAGUUGGUGAAGGCGAUCUACGGUCUCAAGCAAGCUUCACGUGUGUGGAACGAGACUUUCGACGAAUUCGUAUGCUCUAUCGGUUUCGAAGCGUCGGCGUUCGACCCAUGUCUCUACAUCAAUGUUGUCGACGGUCACUGUGUGCUCGUGCUGGUCUACGUGGAUGACGUGUUGGUCACCGGCAGCUUGCUCGAGUUGAUUGCGCAGACGAAGGCCGACCUCAAGACGCGUUUCGAGAUGACCGACAGUGGCAAGUGUACUUUUGUACUAGGCAUCGAACUGGUGGACGAAUCGGAUGGCAGCGUGACGAUGUGCCAGCGACGGUAUGUCAACGACAUCCUCAAGCGCUUCGGCAUGAAUGAGUGCAAGGCCACAGCAAGUCCGGUCGACUUGAGCACUCGGCUUGUCGCAAGCAGCGAAGCGGCCAAGAUCGAUGUUCCGUUUCGUGAAGCUGUGGGAGCUUUGAUGCACUUGACGACUGCGACGCGCCCGGACAUUGCGUAUGCUGUGGGGUACGUCUCGCGCUUCAUGGAGGAUCCGCAGCAAGAACAUUGGACGGCGGUGAAGUGCAUCUUUCGUUACUUGCAAGGGACCAAGUCGCACGGACUCCGCUUCCAGCCAAGCGACAAGAUCGACUUUCGUGGCUACUCGGACGCGGACUGGGCCGGCGACCACGCUGAUCGCAAGUCGACUUCGGGUUACACUUUCAUGCUGAUGGGUGCUCCUGUGAGUUGGGGAAGCAAGAAGCAGUCAAGAAGGCAAGUGGGUGCAUCGCUUGCUAUGCGAGAUUUUGGCGGCCGCAAAAACGAACCAGGACCGGACCUCGUCAUCCGUGAAGACAACCAGUCGUGCGUCAAGAUGACGAAGAAUCCGGUGAAUCAUGGCCGCGCCAAGCACAUCGACAUCAAGUACCAUCACAUCCGUGAUGAGGUCAAGCGCGGUGAAGUGCAGCUCGAGUAUUGCGAGACUUCCGUGAUGAUGGCGGACAUCAUGACCAAGGGACUUUCGGGACCUCGCCACAAGGACUUGACGACGGCUCUCGGCAAUCGUGCGAGUUCGGAUUGA